This is a messenger RNA of Alternaria rosae, 1260 nucleotides long. RefSeq lists its product as uncharacterized. Bases 1 to 1260 code for a protein of 419 amino acids. NCBI's taxonomy places the organism in Eukaryota, Fungi, Ascomycota, Dothideomycetes, Pleosporales, Pleosporaceae. The transcript has 2 exons. The record is from RefSeq and is a predicted model, not a curated record.
AUGGCGACAUUCGCUCCUCCAGCCCGCCGGGGUGAUUUCCUUUACUCGUCUGUCCUCUACGCAGACCCUGGAAACGGAAACUACCACGGGCGCGCGAGUGUCGCCGAACUAGCGGCUCUCCUCCGCCCGGAAGCCCCUAAUCUCUACAGCAAGGGCCGAAAGCCUGAGGUCGCGACACGAGCAAAGGAUCAGGUGUGGCAUUUCUACUCCGCCCAACUCAUUCACUAUAGACUACCGGUUACCAAGGACAAGAACGCGGCGAAAGUGCGACUUCUGAAUGCUAUGAACCAGUUCAGCCUUGAGGUACCAGCCUGGGUUCUGAGGAUUGAGAGCGAACUCAAGGCGGAAUGGGAGGCGGAGAACCGCAAGCUGAAGAAGGGUGGUGGUAUGGUUAGCAAGAAGGCGCCCAACCCGAGUGUUGCUCGCGAGUCAGGUCUUGGAAGCUCUCAGGGUGCAGCUGGCGGUGUUAAUGUUACUGAAGUAUCAAUUAGCCAGUACAUGGACGCGCAACAGGCGAGCAACAACACCCCUAGGAAGCCACCACCUACCAAACGCAAGCGUGCUGGCAGCGAUGUCUUCAGCCCGGUAGCGACACCGCAGAAAGCAGCAAAGGUCAAGAAAGAGCCAACGCCAAAGAAAGCACUCAUCAAGAAGGAACCGACCGCCAAGCGAUCUGUUCCCAACAUCAAGCAAGAGAACCGCGUCUCUGCGCCGCCAUCGACUCCCUCACGGUCCCGCAUCAAGCAAGAGCACUACCAGUACAGCCCCAAACCAAUAUACUCAUCGCCCUACCUUAAACCUGACCCCUACCCAAACUAUUGCCAACCCUCUCCCUCCCUCUCCCUCAGUGGUACAUACUCCAUCUCCUGCGAAACCGCCAGCUCUACCUUCAAUGACUACGACCUUAAUCUCACACUCGCCCGCGACCCCUCUCGCGGUAUGUGGUGGGCGACAUUCCGCUGGGGCGCCUGGGACGGUAUUAUCCAGGUGAACCCCGGCCCCGGCGACUCCGAUAGUUUGGGUCAGCCCUGUUCGCUUAACUGGCGUCUUCGCGAUCUCGAGACUGGACGGUUGACGUUUGGUCGGAAGUGUACGGGUUAUAUGACGUUCUCUGGUGAUGAGUCGGUGGAGGGGUGUUUGUAUGAGGUGCCAGGCGUGGGCUCAUUGGUGUUUGAGGGUAUGAGGGUUUCUGGUGGGAGCUUAGAGGAUGACCUUAAGGGGGAGUGGGAUGGGUUCGUUGCGGAGGCGUAUCGGCGUUGA